GUCCCGGGAUAAGCAAUCGAGCCCUCUCCAAAUAUCUCUCGGAGAAUCCGAGAUCGAGAUCGAUCCAUGGAACCCUAAUCUCUCUCCACAUUUUCCUCUCCAAAACCCUAAUUCCCUUCUCAAUUCGCUGCUUAGAUUCUUGGGGAUCGACAGGCCGCCUUGGAUCAGAAGCAAAACCCUCCUCUUCGACUCGAAUGUAUCGAAGUCGAGAGAGAAAUGAAGGCGAGGAAGUGGUUUUCUCGUCGGAUGGGAAUGGAUUCGUGGCGAAAGAUUGUAUUGUGAGGAGAAAUGCACUGCCUUCUUAGGUUUUGGGCGUUGCAGCUUCUCGAUGGCAGGAUUUUCUCCUAUUUACUGAUAAAAAUCCUGUCUUUUUUCCAUGGGUGUUCAAAGCUUUUACAUCUGAAGUGGAAAGAAGGGAGCCAUAAUCCGAUCUUAUUGAAGUUGAUCAAAGAAAGCAAAAUCACUACUUGCGAACUUGGCCCAGAGAAAAUGCAGUCCAAAACCCGAAUUCAUGCCGACCCAUCCCUCAAUGAAGACUAUUUUGAUCGGAUACCCGAUUCUCUGGUGCUCCUCAUCUUUAACAACCUAGCCGAUGUCCAGUCCCUUGGCCGCUGCUCUGCUGUCUCGAAGCGCUUCAAUUCCCUUGUCCCCCUCGUCCAUGAUAUCUAUGUUAAGAUCGACCGUGUUGUUACUGUUGAUGGUGAUCCAGAUGAGGCCUUAAACCUAUCUUCCCCGAAACCUCGAAACCUGUUGUCCCACCUCCUUAAGCUCAUGCUCUUGACUGUUCUCAAACCCUUCCACCACCUUCAGAACACCAGCGGUGGGAACAAACCCCUCCUCCCACAACUAUCCCACCACUCACCUGCUCAAGUCCUGAAGAACUUCACCCACAUUCGCAAUCUUAGGAUCGAACUCCCUGCUGGUGAUGUUGGAACUGAAGAUGGGGUCCUUCUGAAAUGGAGGGCAGAGUUUGGAAGCACACUCCAGAACUGUGUCAUAUUGGGGGGCACCCGGAUGGACGGGAAACCAGCUUCCUCCAAUCAGGAGCAGCCCGUGGAAGACAACGGGAGUAUACCUGAGUCGUUCUAUACAAAUGGAGGGCUAAAAUUGCGUGUUGUUUGGACCAUCAGCUCUUUGAUUGCUGCAUCAACAAGGCAUUACCUUCUUCGUCAGAUAAUCAAGGAUCACCCGACGCUGAGGAGCUUGGUUUUGACAGAUGCUGAUGGGCAAGGGACACUAAGCAUGGGGGUAGAGCAGCUGAAGGAGUUCAGGGAAAAGCCAUUGGCUGCAUCUGCGUCAUCGAGCAGGACUCAAGUGCCGGCAUCCAACAUGAAGCUGAGGUAUGCUCCAUACUUGGAGCUCCCCGAGGGAAUGGGAAUGCAGGGUGCUACGCUAGUGGCAAUCAAGCCUGCUGGAGAGGGUACUAGCGGCAGCAAUAGCAGCAGGAAGGAGGCAGAGGCAUUCGUUUCUGGGGCCUUUGAUGGACCUUUCAAGGCAGCAGCAAAGGCAUUGGUGAAGCGGCGCACUUACCUGUUAGAGAUGAAUGGUUUCUAGAUUGUUUAGCACCAUGGCUCAGUUCUCUGUGAUAUGGCUUUCGAUAUCGUUUGAUGGUUCCUUUGCUCCUUUCUAUGGAACCAUUUGCAGACUGCUUGAUCUGUAGAGUUGAGGUCUGUACUAGUUGUCUUCUGCUCGCGAUCUUUUCCUUCUUUCCUAGAAUCUGUGCAGUAAUAAUCUAUGGCUCUAUUUAUAUGCUAUUUUAUGUAGGAAGUAGCUUGACGCAGUUUCCUGAUGUUCACUAAUUAUGUUAUGUUGCGGGCUUCUUGUGAAAAAGCAAUCACAAUAGUUAGUCUCCAAUUUGCUAUCUCGCUGCUUCAGUGUA
Messenger RNA from Phoenix dactylifera (date palm), 1879 nucleotides. RefSeq names its product F-box protein At4g18380-like. NCBI's taxonomy places the organism in Eukaryota, Viridiplantae, Streptophyta, Magnoliopsida, Arecales, Arecaceae. Gene Ontology annotation, molecular function: protein binding. The record is from RefSeq and is a predicted model, not a curated record.